CGAGCCCCGAUAAGAGGAACGCGGACCGCGGCGACGGGAGCGGUCCGCGUGUGACAACUAGAGCCUCCUUCUCUCUUCUGUUCCCGUGUGCGCCCCGUUCAACGUUUCACCGAUCGUCCAGUCGCACCUGGCGCCUCUCGGCAGCUCCAUCCCUCAGUGUGUACCUACGCGCGAUACGCGUCCCGCUUUCCAUUCCGUCCGGACCCGUGGAUCUCGCGAGCGUGCUCGGGCCUUAGAUCCGAUUUCACGAUACCUUUCGUGUACCCGAGAUCCUCGGGCACCUGCCCGCGUGAGCGUCGGACUGUUACGCGUGCAAGGAAUUCCGCACCGGCAGGCCUACAGUGUGUGCAACCAAAUAACAGAUUUCUGUGGUGAGCCUUAGAACCGGAUCCGAUCCGAUGUUCGGAUCGGCGAGUUACGUCUUAGUCGAUUGAUACUGGCGAGCGACGGCGACGUCGACGACGGGCCCCGAACCGGAGCCAACGGGGAAAGGGAAAUAAAAGAGAGCCGACCACGAGAAAUCCUGGUAAAUGUCUGUUUAAGCCUCGGUGACACGCGACCGAGCCUCGACCAUGUGAUACGAAGCCCGCACCACAUAGACAUGUGAUUCCCCCGUAGCAGCCAGAUCUCUUGUAAAUUCGGUUGUGAAGAAUCCCUCUGAGAAGACAUCCUCCCCCUCCCCUCCCUAAUCCGGCGCUUCCAGAUCGCGACGCCUCCGGGUGAUGAGCUCGGGGUACAAGGUGACAAGUCGCGUCCAAAAAUGUUCCGCUUCAAGAUUCGCAUUCACACGUGUCAAGUGAUACUGCUGACGUCGCUGGUAUGGUUCCUGGUGGACGUGAUGGUGCUGAUGCUCUAUUCGGACUGUAUCGGGGGGUCCGGGUGGGGUUGCACGGACAGCAGCAAGCAGCAAUCGUUGACGGAGGAGAGCCUGCCCCACCCGAAAGCGUUGAAGGACGAUCAGGCGCAGCCGACCGGGCAGCAGGGCACAAAGAGACGCUACAAGCAAUCGGAGCUGCAUUUGUGGAGGCCGGCGAAGAUCGUGCGGGAGAGCAAGGGUAGCCCCGGCGAGCUGGGCGCAGCCGUCCACAUCUCGCCGGAGGACGAGGCCAGGCAGCAAGAGCUCUUCAAGCUGAAUCAGUUCAACCUGAUGGCCAGCGACAUGAUCUCCCUGAAUCGGUCCCUGAAGGACAUCCGCCUGGAGGGGUGCAAGUCGAAGAAGUACGGCAAGUACCUGCCGGACACCAGCAUCGUAAUCGUGUUCCACAACGAAGCGUGGAGCACGCUGCUCAGGACCGUUUGGUCGGUUAUAAACCGCUCGCCGCGGAACCUGCUCAAGGAGAUCAUUCUUGUCGACGACAAGAGCGAACAGGAUCACUUGAAACAAGAGCUAGAGGACUACGUAAAAACACUGCCGGUCCCCACGUACGUAUACCGUACCGAGAAAAGAUCAGGCCUAAUAAGAGCUAGACUGCUCGGAGCGAAGCACGUGAAGGGGCAAGUUAUAACAUUCUUGGAUGCACAUUGCGAGUGCACGGAAGGCUGGCUGGAACCCUUGCUCUCUAGAAUAGCUGAAGACAGAACCACAGUUGUUUGUCCUAUAAUUGAUGUAAUUAGUGACGAUUCUUUCGAAUAUAUUCCAGCUAGCGACAUGACAUGGGGUGGUUUCAAUUGGAAACUAAACUUCAGAUGGUAUAGAGUAGCGCAAAGAGAAAUGGACAGAAGAUUGGGAGACAGAACUGCCCCUCUGAGAACACCGACAAUGGCGGGUGGAUUAUUUUCUAUUGAUAAGGAUUACUUUUACGAAUUGGGCGCAUACGACGAAGGCAUGGACAUUUGGGGCGGUGAAAAUCUUGAAAUGAGUUUCCGGGUAUGGCAAUGCGGUGGGACGUUAGAAAUCAGUCCAUGUUCACACGUUGGACAUGUAUUCCGAGACAAGAGUCCAUAUACAUUCCCUGGUGGUGUCAGCAAAGUAGUACUACACAAUGCGGCUCGGGUGGCCGAAGUCUGGAUGGAUGAGUGGAGAGAUUUUUACUAUGCCAUGAAUCCAGGAGCUCGAAAUGUAGAUGUUGGAGAUGUAUCUGAACGACUGAAGUUAAGAGAACGUUUGAAGUGUAAAAGCUUCAGAUGGUAUUUAGAGAACAUUUAUCCUGAAUCUCCAAUGCCAUUGGAUUACUACUAUUUGGGUGAUGUACAAAAUGUUGAUACGCAGACCUGUUUAGAUACUAUGGGCAGGAGAACAGGAGAAAAUGUUGGAAUUAGUUACUGUCAUGGGCUAGGCGGUAAUCAGGUAUUUGCUUACACUAAACGGCAACAAAUAAUGUCUGAUGAUAUGUGCCUUGACGCAGCUAGUCCCCAAGGUCCAGUCAAGAUAGUACGUUGUCACGGUAUGGGUGGAAAUCAAGCAUGGGUUUAUAAUGAAGAGACAAAAAUGAUUAAACACACUAAUACAGGGCAUUGUUUAUCGAAGCCUCGUUCAAACGAUGCAAUGCAACCUGUCUUAGCAACGUGCGAUUCUGACAAUACUGGUCAGAAGUGGAUAAUGCGAAGUAAAUUCAAAUGGCAGGCCAGCUAAUAUCAACUGAGUGCAACAGCUAUAUGUAACGCUUGUUGAUAUAUUUAAUUACUAUGAAGGUUUGACAGUGAAGAAACUUCUCUACAAGCAAGAUCAAGAAAGAAGAUAGUAUUAUAUUCCACGAGUCCAAUAUCACCUUUAGUCGAUGUACUGACCGUAGUCAGUGAUAUCGACCUUGCGACAGAAAUUGACUUAUACCUACAAAUGAGAGAUUGAAGUUGAUGCUUUUAGUUAUAUAGGAUUUAUUUACUGUUAAUAGCAGUAUCGUGUAUUUACUGCCAUUUGUCGUGGUAUGCCUUGAUUGAUAAUGCACAAGAGAACGUUGAAGAGGAACAAGAAAAUAAUUCCAACUGUGCGCGAAUAUACACGAGUGAUACGAAAAAAAACCAACAUGUGGAUUUUUUUUGGUGAACAAUAGAGAGGAAAGCAUAUCAGACCACUGUUAUAAAUAAAUGAUUGUUAAUACAAAAGAGAGACAUAUUUCAUGAUAUGGGAUGAGUGCAAUUCUGGAUGACUGGGAGAUAUAUCAGUGCAUUAAAAGACACAUGACAUAAUAAAUGUCAUUACAACAGAGUGAAUGUCAGAAUGCAAGUGGAAUCAUUGUGACACUACUGAUGAUUGCAAUCUAGGACUUAUACUGUACAAUUUUCUAGUGAUAGGGAAGAGCACUGAAUCUUUUUAUACUGAUAUUUCUAACAGUUCCUUGUUGCAUCUCGUUCGUAUGGUUUAGUUUUUAUUUUCUUUAUUUUUCUUUGUUUGUUUUCUCAAUGGAUGAAUAUGUACUUACAUUUUAAUUCGCCAUAGCAAUAUGAGAUUACGUUUGCAAGGUAUCGUUAAGUAUACGAAAAUGCUAUCGACUGUUAUUCAAUGUAAUAUGUUAUGUUUUAAAGAUUUUCUUAAAUUCGAGACAUAACGUCUUCCGUAUUUUUUUAGAAAGCAAAGCGACAAAUAUUUUUAUGAUAUCCUAUUAUCUUGCAUAACAGUUCUUAAUAAAUUUAGACUCUUUUUAUCUUCUAUAUACUAGAGGCGUGCUGAAAGAUUUAGAGUGCAAUAUACUUGUUGAGCAAGACUUAAAGAGAACAGUUUCCUGUAAGUAAUGUAAAAAUAUUGUUAUCAGAUUCUGGCGCCCUUCCCUUAUAUUAUAGUAGAUUCAACGUUGAUUUUGUUCACGCUCUAAAAAGAGAUAAAACGGUCGACGAAGUGAAACAUUUUUUAAGAAAAAAUGUUGACUGAUUGUAAUAUUUUCAUUCAUGGUUGAGGAGAAAUUUAGCUAAUUCUACAACUUUAAAUAAGGAACUACUGAACGACAUUUAUAAUAUUUAAAGUAUAUUAUACGACUCUAAAAUUUCAAUUUAGGAGAAUUUUAAUAUCAAAACAAUAUACUCAGUUUUGUUACUUGAAGGAAUGGUGAUGGUGCAACAGAUUAUUGUUUACAGCUUAAUUAUACAUAUUUAAUUAUUCAUGCAAAAAUAUAGUAUUUAUUUUUGUACAGGUCUCAGUUUCUAUUAAAUCAAUAUGUUAUUUUGAAUAUAUGUUUAAUUAAGAAUUGUGUUAGCAAAAUUUGUAGAUAAUUUAUUAGUUGUUUAAAGAAAACAAGUUAAGUUUAAGCAAGUUCGAUAUAAGUUCAUGAGUAUAAAAGAGAAAUAAAGUCAAUAAUAAUUUGUAAACAACUUUCUAUUUUAAUUCAUCAUAAUAUAA
Molecule: messenger RNA, 4270 nt
Organism: Nomia melanderi (Alkali bee)
Lineage: Eukaryota; Metazoa; Arthropoda; Insecta; Hymenoptera; Halictidae
Gene: Pgant5
Product: polypeptide N-acetylgalactosaminyltransferase 5
Biological process (GO): protein O-linked glycosylation
Cellular component (GO): Golgi apparatus
Molecular function (GO): polypeptide N-acetylgalactosaminyltransferase activity
Source: RefSeq, a predicted model, not a curated record